ACUCAUCCAAAAGGAAAAGAAAACUUGUUCUGAUUCCCGACGCACUCGCCCCUCCCUGCGUCCACCCAAAGCAAUCCUCCCUCCUUCCUUCUUCCUUUUCACACAGUUCCAGAUUUCGUUUCCUCAUCGCACCCUCCGACCGUCGCUGCCGACGCUUCUCCCGAAGAUCCGGCCGCCGCGCAGAGCUCGUCGUGAAUGGCUGACUGGGGCCCGGUGCUGAUCGGGGUGGUGCUGUUCGUGCUGCUGCAGCCGGGGCUCCUGUUCCAAUUGCCGGGGCACCACCGGAUUCUGGACUGCGGGGGCAUGAAGACCAACGGCAAGUCCAUCGCCGUCCACACCCUCAUCUUCUUCACCCUCUACACCAUCCUCAUCCUCGCCGUUCACGUCCAUGUCUACGCCGGCUGAUCUCGACUUGGUGAUGAACAGUUCCUUCCUUCUUUCUUUCUUUCUUUUUUUUCCUUCCUCGUUUCCGAUUCUUCAUUUCCAACUUCUGCUUUUUGGUGGGAUGUGACGGUUUUCUUUUCCUUUUCAAGAAAUGUUAUUGCUUUCUGGGUAACUGAGGUGCUUCGGCGAAGUCUUUUUUGGACAAUGUGUAAAGAGCCGAUGUAAUCACAGCCGUCGGAUUAUUGACAAACCUUAACGGGUGUCACGUGAUUGACGACUGUGAUUAACGGUUGCGAUUCAAUACGUAGUGUGCAAAUUCUUUUACCUUGUUGGUUGGCUUGUUGCCAAUUGAAUUAUCUUGUGAUAAUGGGAAGUUUUACAAACUGAUCUAAGCGAUUAUCUCACAGUUCU
Messenger RNA from Rhodamnia argentea, 795 nucleotides. RefSeq lists its product as uncharacterized. The transcript is spliced from 2 exons. Bases 196 to 405 code for a protein of 69 amino acids. Lineage: Eukaryota; Viridiplantae; Streptophyta; Magnoliopsida; Myrtales; Myrtaceae. The record is from RefSeq and is a predicted model, not a curated record.